Pseudogymnoascus verrucosus is the source of this 1088-nucleotide messenger RNA. RefSeq lists its product as uncharacterized. Gene Ontology annotation, molecular function: alpha-tubulin binding; microtubule plus-end binding. Gene Ontology annotation, cellular component: nucleus; cytoplasm; microtubule plus-end. NCBI's taxonomy places the organism in Eukaryota, Fungi, Ascomycota, Leotiomycetes, Thelebolales, Thelebolaceae. Gene Ontology annotation, biological process: post-chaperonin tubulin folding pathway; cytoplasmic microtubule organization; tubulin complex assembly. The transcript has 2 exons. Bases 97 to 828 code for a protein of 243 amino acids. The record is from RefSeq and is a predicted model, not a curated record.
CAAUAUUAUUUAUUCUAUAUACACCGAAUACAACAGAAAGGCUCCCAAAUCUCAUCACUCUAACGCCUAGACUCCCACAGGAUCAAAGUCGUCACAAUGCAGACCGCAGGAGAUAUCCCCCUUCUCAUUACUUCGGAUAACUCUUCAUCGGAGCGCCGAAUCACACCCUCAUGGACCAUCGGCCAGCUGAAGUCGAAGCUCGAGGCCGUCACAGGCGUACCUCCGUUGUCGCAGAAGAUCACACUCCGUGUCAACCAACAGGGCAUUCCCGUUGAAGCCGCGGAUGAAGAGAACACUCAACUUGCUUCCUUCCCCUUGGCCCCUUACGCCGAGCUACACGUUGCCGACACUCGCCCUCCCGGCGCACGCCCAAACUUCACCGAUGCCUCCACCGUCGAGAAGUAUGUGAUGCCUGCUGAGGAAUACGAGCAGAAGAGCGACAGCGUGCUUGCAUGGAAGAAGGCACAGAAGCUCGGACGCUUCAAUCCCGACGCACCUACUAUCGAGGAAGCCAAGAUCAAGGCCUACCAGACCGAAAUCGAUUCGAGGGGCAUUGCCGUUGGUAAGAGGUGCCGUGUGGGGGGGGACGACAGUCGCCGGGGCGAGAUCAUGUACGUUGGGGAUGUGGAGGAGAUUCCAGGAUCAUUGGGUUCUUGGGUGGGCGUGAGAUUGGAUGAACCGGUGGGAAAGAAUGAUGGCAGUGUCGGUGGCACCAGAUACUGGGGGGAGGAGGGGGGACCCAAGCAUGGAGUGUUUGUGAGGCCAGAGCGGGUGGAGGUCGGCGACUGGGAACCCGUUGACGAUUUAGAUGAUAUGGAGGAGAUCUGAGUAGGUCACACAUUACGCUCAAGAUGCACGCCACCUAGCUCAGUGAAGUUUAGAAGCUCCAGUAGGCGUGACAGUUGUUUAGUCAAUACCAUGGAUGGCGUUGAUAUGGGCAAGGCCCAGCCUCCCGUCUGGAAGCCACAGCCACAAGAUUGCCCUAUUACAACCACUGUGCAAGUCGGGUAACUGCCGAUGACAUGAUAGAUGCUGCAAGGCUGCUCGUGACCUACUGGGCGGCUGCGCCGGCAGAGAUUAUUCAGGAA